AGUCUCUCUUCCCGUAAAAGGACCGGUGAAAGAGAAAGGAACUUCGCAGCCGGCACGUUUGCCGCUCUCCGUGUAUAUAUACAUAUAUAUAUACACUGUUUACUUAUGAUACAACCUAGACGCCUUUUUUGUUGUUUUUUCUGAUUGUCGCUUUCUAUGCCUUAAAAUAGAAACGUCAGCUUUCUCCUAGGAUAUGCCUUUCUAUCAAGACAGUGUUUUUGGCCCAUCCGAGCACUCGCAGCUACAGCAACCGUCCUCCGCCGCGUCGUCGCCGGUGCAAGAUCGGCGGUCGCCUCCGCAAAUGCAAGGCAACGACAACUCGGCCAAGCGGCCCUUCCGCAUGCCGCGUGAGGUGUUGUCCCCCGCCUCCUCGCCCAUCCCUAACAGUCCCACCUAUCACUCGUACCGUGACGACGAUGAUGUCGGUGGAAAAAAAGGCCGAGAAAUGGAGGCCGGUGUGGGCAAUGGCAACGCAGUAGCCGAUGAGCCUGUGUUCGACGAUGACGUGGAUGACCGCCCCACUCAUCGAGGCCAACGAAGAGACACGGAGAGUGGACGAAAGGGGCGAAGUACGGCAGGCCGACGACGAGGGCACCAGUCCGCGGAAAAGUACCUGAGCCUGCCGCGUGAUGCAGCGGUGUAUGACGAACAGGAGUCAGAGCGGCGUGACGGGCCUAUUCGAAAUGAACAACGGCAGCGCCGCCGUGAAGACGGGCUCGUCACGUCGCGGCCGCGUGCGUCACCACGCAAAGGCAGACCGUUGACUGCAGCGCCGUCCUACUCACCUGCUGGCCGCCGAGCAGCUGACGCAGCGGAAGACGAGGGCACGGCGAGUGACGAGGAAGAGGAAAACGAUCGUCCAGCGCGGAGACCGCGACAUCCGUCACGUCAGCAUGCACCUCCGCCUUCAUCGGAGUCCCGCAACAGCUCCUCGCAUUCCGCCUCUUCUGCCGAGUCCGCACCACACCGGCGGCGUGAUGGCGCCAACCCAAGGCGCUCGAAGGUCACGACGGGCAGCGAUCACGAAGACGGAGAAGACGACGACCGCGUGCUGAAGCGACGCUACAGCACAACACACGCCCACUCCAGCGCCGCACACGCAAAACCCUCACCUUCUCGCAAGGGGCGUCGGGGGCGUUCUCCGACCUCGCAGCCGCCUCCACCGCCGCCGGCCCCGCCGCUGUACUGCGAUCAGUGCGGCUACCCCCUUCCAGAGGAGAUGGAGGCGUACCUGCAGGAGACAUCAACGUACGAGUCCGUGCCGCGGCCACACUGUCCUGCGUGUGGCAGCCGCCUCCGCUUGUCGUUGCCGGACAACGCUGAGCGGGAGGGAGAGGAAGAAGAGGAAGGGGAGGACAAUGGUAGCCGCAGCAGACGCACACCACGGCCAGCCGCCACAGCGGCCGCAUCGCGGGUGCAGCCCCGUCGCUCCCCUGCGAAAAACCACGAAGAGGAGGUGAACCUCUACAGCGAUCCAGAGGGCACAGAAGACUCGAACGACGUCGCCACUGCAGGGCGGCAGCAACAGCAACAGCAGCCAGGCGGCGUGUCCCUCAAAGCACACGCCGCCCCUUCCCAGCAGGGGCCGGUGUUGAUUCCCAAAUCGCCGUACCUGACGUUAGAGUUUAUGCCGCGGAGUCUCGCCGCCGCCACCGUAAAAAAGCCAAAGGACCCGUGGCGACAAGGUCGUGCUUCGUCAGCGGAGGAGGACGCCGGCAUCCCCUGGGCCACACCCGGCUGCGAUGCCUGCAGCUGGCAGUGCGAAGUUGCCAUGGCGGGAGUGUGUUGCUGCUGUGCCAUGCCCUGCGUGCUGUUCCGCGAGCGUCAGCGGCUGCUCUUCCACGAAAUCGAAAGCCGCUAUAUUUGCUGCGCAGGCGCCUUUCCGUGCUGCGUGCCGCCGGCGGCGCUGCGGCCGGAGCUGUACUACACGGUGAGAACGGACUAUCUGGGUGCUCCGGCGCGUGCCUCUCAGCGACCUCAAUUCUGGGGAGAUGCCGUCGAGGUGUCACGGGAGAGCGCGAACGAGGGCGGUGAGAAGGACCUCUGUGACGCACAGGGACGGCGCCCCUCCGCCUCUCAGCCGGCCGCGCGUGUCGCUGCCUUUCGCUCCGCGACGGGCAUCGCGUCGCCUGCCUCUCUCGUGAACCCACGCACGGGAUUGCCUUUGGAGGGCUGUUAUCGCAACAUUCCUGUUAGUCGCGUGAAACAUGCCCUGUCGAACAAGACUGCGGACUUCACCGGCGACUACGGCUGCUGCGACUGCGUAACGUGCGAGAACCACACGUGUGUGUGGGACUGCGGUCGUGGGUGCUGUCUGUCCUGCACGCACCCCACCGCGCACUGUCUGGCCUUUCCUCUGUGUUGUCUGUGCUGCGAGCUGGCCUGCUGUAUGCCGUGCGCCUUGUGGGCGAAUCGACUGCUCAUUCGCCAGCACUACAACUUAGCUUCCGACCCGGGCAUCGACGGUGGGGCCGCGUGCUGCUACUCGUGCUGCUUAACAUGCUGCACGUGUGAAGCGGCCUCCGUCGUCUCACAGCACUACUCGGUGUCGCAGCAGCAGGAACACACCUCUCGCGUCCGGUCAACAGCGAAGCCGGCGGGGUAUCCUCCGGCACUCUCCUGCUGGUCGCAGCUCGCGUCGAGUGUGGCGGCGUGCCUGGCGGCUGUGUGUUGUCUCUGCCCGUGCGCUGCUUGCAGUUUAGCGCAGCAGCGGGAUCAAAUGAAGCGGCUGGGCUUCCCGCUGGUGGUGGAGGUGCCACCCGAGAUGGAGAUGAUGUGA
Molecule: messenger RNA, 2779 nt
Organism: Leptomonas pyrrhocoris
Lineage: Eukaryota; Euglenozoa; Kinetoplastea; Trypanosomatida; Trypanosomatidae
Exons: 1
Coding region: 194-2779 (861 amino acids)
Source: RefSeq, a predicted model, not a curated record